This is a messenger RNA of Clonostachys byssicola, 1665 nucleotides long. The record is from the annotation of a GenBank genome assembly. Lineage: Eukaryota; Fungi; Ascomycota; Sordariomycetes; Hypocreales; Bionectriaceae.
AUGGCCGACAAAGAAAGCAGCACGGAGUUCAAAACCGUCCAAGACACCUCAGACAAUGACGGUGUGGCCCGAUCAGUCGUCAAUGGAGAGGUCAACCAUGAUAGCCUCGGCAAAUGGACCCGUUACGGACUUACGAUUGACUCGUUCCGAAAGAUGCAUUAUGGCAAAGGUGUGGCUGAAUUCGACCGGCGGAUGAAACCACGACACCUUCAGAUGAUUGCAAUUGGUGGAUCCAUCGGCUCAGGCUUCUUUGUUGGCUCAGGCUCGGCUCUCUACAAAGGCGGCCCUGCCUCACUCCUGCUAAAUUUUAUAAUCACUGGAGUUAUGAUCUUCAAUGUUGUUCAAGCACUGGGCGAACUCGCCAUCAUGUAUCCAAUCUCGGGUGGACCAUACACGUACGCCAGCCGAUUCAUCGAUCCAUCGUGGGGUUUCGCGUUGGGCUGGAACUACGUUCUCUCUAAUACCUCGACCUUUGCACUCGAACUCACCGUCUGCGCCAUCACGGUUCAGUACUGGGAUACGCAGACAAGCCCUGGUGUCUGGAUAGCUGUCUUUCUCGCCUUUGUCAUCAUUGUUAACAUCUUUGGCGCAAUUGGGUAUGCCGAAGAGGAGUUCUGGGCCUCAUUAUUCAAGCUCGUGGCGGUCGUCAUCUUCCUGGUGAUUGCCAUCAUCCUCGUCUGCGGUGGCGGCCCUAGUGGAGGUCGGUAUGACCACUACUGGGGUGCUCGGUUAUGGUAUGAAUCCCCUGGCGCUUUUAAGAAUGGCUUCAAGGGCUUCUGCUCUGUCUUUGUGACCGCUGCCUUCUCUUUCUCCGGCACCGAACUUGUUGGAUUUGCUGUGGCCGAAGCGAAGAACCCCGCGCUCUCGAUGCCCGGCGCCGUCAAACAAGUCUUUGGCGUAUCACCAUAUUCUUCAUUCUCCUACUCAAACUCUAAGACCUCACCUUUCGUCUUAAUCCCCAGGUAUGCGCAUCUGUAUGGCUUAGACCAUGUCAUGAAUAUUAUCAUUCUCAUCUCGGUCUUGUCCAUCGGUGUGGCGACAGUCUUUGGGGCCUCCCGGACCCUUACUGCUCUAGCUCAACAAGGGUAUGCUCCCAAGAUCUUCACGUACAUUGAUAAGAGCGGGAGGCCACUUACAUCUACUACCAUCGUCUUCUUCUUCUCCCUUAUUGCGUUUAUCAACCUGAACGACAAAGGCCCUGUUAUCUUCGACUGGCUGCAGGCUAUCAGUGGUCUGUCUACACUCUUCAUGUGGGCUUCCAUUUGCUUAGCUCAUAUCCGGUUUCGACAAGCAUGGAAAUACAAUGGAGGGACGCUUGACGAACUCCCCUUCAGAGCCAUGUUUGGAGUUGCAGGAUCUUGGGUCGGCUUUAUACUAGUAGUCGUCGCUCUUGUUGCACAGCUUUACACAGCCAUCGCUGCGCCACCCGGACAGCCUGGUAUCGGAACUGCCGAAGAUUUCUUCAAGCAAUACCUCGGACUACCAGUGCUUAUUUUCUUUCUCACUUGCGGGAUCGUCUGGAAACAUCAAGGCCUCCUCACCGUUGCGAAUAUUGACGUGAACGCUGGCCGAGCAAUUCACGAUUGGGAGGAGAUAAGGGCUUAUAAGAGACGCGUUGCUUCCUUUCCUGCUUGGAAACGAAUUAUCUGGAAGUUGUUUAUUUGA